AUGGAAUUGCAAGCCGAGCUUUUGCUCUACCUGGAUAAAAGGCGUUUUUUAUUUGACAUGGGAGAUCGCAGCGAAGAAUUUUUAAAACAACUUACCGUGGAAACAGUAUGCAAGUGUCCCCCGUUGAGAUAUAUUUUAGAAAUAGAUGUAAUGGAUUUACUGAACCAUUCCCCGUGCGUUGGAAAGUUAUUAUUGGAUGAACCUAUAAAGUUUCAACGUUCCUGCAACAAAAUACUGUAUGCAUGUUUAAAAUCAAUAGGAAAUGAUUUGUUAAGCGAUGUCCAAGUUACACAAGUAGCUGUAAAUGUAAGAUUAAGGGCUUUACCACGAUUAUUAGUUGGAUUAAAUCCACGAUCAUACCCUGGUCUUGUCCAGUUUCAAGGGUUGCUUUUAGACAUCUCAAAACCUAUGCCCUCUGUUUAUCACACAGUUUGGUCUUGCCCAGAGCAGUGUGACGGCAAUGAAGUUAUCGUGCCCUAUAUACCAAAAACACCGCCGAAAUGUUACAUUUGUAGAAGCGUUCUCUUUGAAAACAGUGGACUGAGAAGAUGCGGAGAGCAAGUUAUCGCAACGUUUAAAGUAAAACAAGAAUUGCUGAUAAGAAAGUUCAAAAUAGUCGAUGAUUUGAUUAUCAAGCUGAAGCUCGGAUCAGUUUUCAGCAUCACCGCCACAAUUUUGAAGAAGACAAUGGAUGUAUGGUCUUUGGAAGAAGUCGUGGCCUUACCAGCCCCUAUGACAUCGGCUGUCCCAGCAGACAUCAGCGAGUUAUACAACAUUUGCGACGGCAUACCUUGGAAGUUUAUAUACUGCCUAGCAUCUUCAAUAGGCGUAAAUGUAUGUCCACUGAACUGCUUUAUGCAUCUUAAAAUAAGUCUUCUGAUGAGUUUGACGAGUCUGAAGGCCAACAUGGUGACCGGUUCAAGCAUCAUUCAUGUCUUGGCGGCGGGUCUGGAUACCAGCAUCGUAGGAACACUAAUGGAAGAAGGUGCGAAGUUAGCCGAUACAUCAAUAGCGUUGGGAUCAAGUAAUUCUACUGUGUCUACUGCACUUCUCGGGUCUUCUGGUGGAGUAUGCUUUAUGCCUUUACCUCUGCACACCUACAAUCAAAAGUUGACGUCUGCAAUUCUUUCAGCAAUAGAAAGUGGAGAAAUCUCACACGAGUUCGGUAGAACUAAACUUCGAACAGCAGUAUGGGCCCAAGGGAUGGACUUUAAAAAAAUAAGCCUUUACAAUGUUGCUAGCGUGUUUGCUACAGUCUGCCGCGGCGACUACGGUGAAUAUCAAGAUGAAAUUGUCGAGUUUCAAUUGCAACGUUCUGUGGAACCGAUAAAAGUUACUUUUGAAGAGGUGCAAGCAAUAAAGGAUGUUGCGUUGUACGUCGACCUUGUGUCUGGGAUACAAGUUUCCUUGGAUGGCGCGACGGAAUCGUUGUUGAGGAAUUACUUUUUAGCUGCUCGUAAAGAAAGGACUAGAGGAGUGUCGAUAGGCAGCAUGGAGUCAUUGGUGGCUACGUGCGUAACGUCAGCGCGCCUAUGUCGUCGGACGACUGCCACUAUAGAUGACGCAAUAUUUGCGAUUUGGUUGCAUGUCAGUGGGAGUCCAGAGCCAAGAUUCGCUCCUGAUGAGUAUCUUCAAACACCAGCAGAUAUAAAGAAAUUGCAAAAAAUAUUCAACCAAUUUAUAAUUUGGUUAGAAGAAUUUACUGGUAAUUGCUACGAUAAAUAG
Messenger RNA from Ostrinia furnacalis (Asian corn borer), 1725 nucleotides. RefSeq names its product meiotic 218 (gene mei-218). The coding region runs from base 1 to 1725 and encodes 574 amino acids. The transcript has a single exon. Lineage: Eukaryota; Metazoa; Arthropoda; Insecta; Lepidoptera; Crambidae. The record is from RefSeq and is a predicted model, not a curated record.